AUGUCUGGAGUUGUCGCCCUCGAUGCCUUUGACCAAGUGGGUUCCAGAUACAUGCGUGAGAUCUUUCCAGACGUAGUCGAAGCUGGCCACCCUCUGCAUAAGACUUGGCCUGAACAUGCUGUCGGACUCUUUGUUGCGAAGAGUCAAGUGACGGCAGACAUAAUCCACAGCACGAAGAAGCUCAAGUUUAUUGUCCGGCAUGGUACCGGAUACGACAAUAUCGACGCAGGCGCUUGCAAGGAGAAAGGCAUAGUGCUAUGUAACCUUCCAGGAAUCAGCGCUAUGAGCGUUGCCGAGUUGGCCCUCGCAUUGACGGGCGCAUGUGCGAAGAAUCUCGUUCAAGUAUCAAGACAGAUCAGAGCUGGCGAACAGCUAAACAAACGAUUCAAGAGCCUCUACUCGGCUAGUUUACUAACGGGAAAGUCUUUUGGAAUUGUCGGCGGUGGUCGCAUCGGACAACUCACGGCAAAGAAAUACAUCGGUGCUUUUGAAGGGAAGAUUAUUUUGUAUGAUCCCUAUAUUCCGGAAAGCGGCUCAGACUGGGAUUCGAUCCCUCACGUACGGGUACCUUCAGUGGAGGCAAUGGCACCUCUGGUCGACGUGAUGUCUCUGCAUGUGCCACUUCUGCCAGCAACCCGCAACAUGAUCACGUUGGCGGUGCUGGAAAAGAUGAAGCCCACCGCCAUUCUCAUCAAUGUAGCACGAGGAGGAGUUGUGAAAGAGGAUGACCUGUGGCAAGCUUUGAGAGAAGGGGUCAUUGCGUCUGCUGGUGUAGACGCUUGGAUGAGCGAACCACCGACAAAGGAAGUUUAUGGAGAUAUUCUGGAUUUAGAGAACUUAGUUAUGAGUCCUCAUAUAGGCGGCUCGCCUGCCGAGGUCCAGAUUGCAACCUGUAUGAGCAUGGUUGACCAUAUGAAGGAACUGAUAGAUGGCAAACCGCCCAGAGAUAGAGUAGGGUGA
Exophiala xenobiotica is the source of this 960-nucleotide messenger RNA. RefSeq lists its product as uncharacterized. The transcript is spliced from 4 exons. Gene Ontology annotation, cellular component: cytosol. The record is from RefSeq and is a predicted model, not a curated record. Gene Ontology annotation, molecular function: glyoxylate reductase (NADPH) activity; NAD binding; hydroxypyruvate reductase [NAD(P)H] activity. NCBI's taxonomy places the organism in Eukaryota, Fungi, Ascomycota, Eurotiomycetes, Chaetothyriales, Herpotrichiellaceae. Bases 1 to 960 code for a protein of 319 amino acids.